Hydatigera taeniaeformis is the source of this 519-nucleotide messenger RNA. The record is from the annotation of a GenBank genome assembly. NCBI's taxonomy places the organism in Eukaryota, Metazoa, Platyhelminthes, Cestoda, Cyclophyllidea, Taeniidae.
AUGGGUUGGGUAGAGGGCAAAGGUCUGGGUGCCAAAAGUCAAGGUCGUCUCCAACCAGUGCAAGCAAAAGUUCCAAAAAAAAGACAAGGUUUGGGAGUGGAUAGCUCUGACACGGAAGCUGUAAUCUCAUCACUUCACUUUCGAGUACUGGAGGUGUCAGAGGUGCCAACGGGACCACACUCCUGGUCAGAGGACGCCGAGAUCCUGGUUGCCUCGGUUGACGAUGAUCGCGUCUACCGGUGGUCCCGAUGGCCCAGCUCUAGCGACACCACCGAGCUGCCCACAUUGGCGUUGGAAGCCCUCCAAACCGCCCUUUUACAACCCGAUUCUUCACAGGCUCUCGGUCCGGCGAUUGAAAGACUGGAGACACAGACGCGAUACUGCUCGGAGGAGUUGUUGUUUGAAAUGCUCUUUUAUAAGAACUCUCUGGAUAAACGAAGCCGUGACGCCAUCACUAGUGCUCGCAUUCGUUCUAACCCAUAUGAGAAUGCGCGAAGUGGUAUAUUUAUGAACAGGUGA